ACCCAGAGAGAAAUGGAGCUUACACAAGUUGGUUUUCUGGAAGAGUUACUCGCUUCAAGAAGAGGAGACCCAUGGAAUACUAUGUCCUCUGGCUUGAAUGAACUCUUCUCUUCUACCUCUUGGAGUUUUGACUCUUUCGAUGACAACCUUUCAGCUUUAUCUACCUUCAAUCCUCCAUUUUCUGCACUACCAGCUCCAUUUAUAGACCCCAGACUUGAAUAUAAUUCCUACCCAUUUCUUGAUGGCUUCACAGGGAACACUGUUGACUCUGCACCACCACUUCAAGCUCAUGAAGAUGAAGAGCUUGCCUUUCUGGGUUUUGAGAAUCACAGUUCUGAGGAAGGAAAUACCAACAAUAAUGCCAGUAAUUGCUGCAAAAUCGAAGAACAGGUCAUGGAAGCUCCAGUUAUCAGCAUGGGUGUGUGUUGUGGGGAGAAGAAGCCCAAAUCGAAGAGGCUAGAAGGGCAGCCUUCCAAGAAUCUCAUGGCAGAAAGAAGAAGAAGAAAGCGCCUCAAUGAUCGCUUGUCCAUGCUAAGAUCAAUCGUCCCCAAGAUCAGCAAGAUGGACAGGACAUCUAUUCUUGGAGACACCAUAGAUUACAUGAAGGAGCUUCUGGAAAAGAUAAGCAAGUUGCAGGAAGAAAUGGAGAAGGAGGGUGAAAAUAAUCAGUUGAACUUCAUGGGCAUUUCCAAGGAGGCGAAGCCAAAUGAAGUAACGGUGAGAAAUUCCCCUAAGUUUGAGGUUGAGCGGAGAGACCAGGACACGAGGAUAAAUAUCUGCUGUGCCACAAAGCCUGGAUUACUACUCUCUACAGUGAAUACCUUGGAAGCGUUAGGUCUUGAGAUUCAACAAUGUGUGAUAAGUGGCUUCAACGAUUUCACAAUGCAAGCAUCUUGCUCAGAGGUGGCUGAGCAGAGAACUUGUAUUGGCUCUGAAGAGAUUAAGGAAGCACUGUUCAGAAAUGCAGGUUACGGUGGGAGAUGCCUGUAGAAAGAAGCUAAGAAUUAGCUGUA
Molecule: messenger RNA, 1013 nt
Organism: Neltuma alba
Lineage: Eukaryota; Viridiplantae; Streptophyta; Magnoliopsida; Fabales; Fabaceae
Product: transcription factor bHLH93-like
Exons: 4
Coding region: 13-990 (325 amino acids)
Biological process (GO): regulation of DNA-templated transcription
Cellular component (GO): nucleus
Molecular function (GO): DNA-binding transcription factor activity; sequence-specific DNA binding; protein dimerization activity
Source: RefSeq, a predicted model, not a curated record